Benincasa hispida (wax gourd) is the source of this 942-nucleotide messenger RNA. RefSeq lists its product as uncharacterized. The record is from RefSeq and is a predicted model, not a curated record. NCBI's taxonomy places the organism in Eukaryota, Viridiplantae, Streptophyta, Magnoliopsida, Cucurbitales, Cucurbitaceae.
AUGCCGAGCUAUGUGAAAUUCCUCAAGGACAUACUUGCCAACAAGAGGAAGAUCGGGAAGAAUGAAAUGGUCGCAUUAACGUAUGAGUGUAGUGCGCUCUUUCAGAACAACAUCCCCACUAAAAUGAAAGAUCCAGGGAGUUUCACAUUGUCGUGCUCAAUAGGGGGAAAAGAAGUAGGAAAUGCGCUGUGUGACUUAGGGGCAAGUAUAAACCUGAUGCCCUUGUCAAUCUUCAAGAAGUUAAACAUCAGCAAUGCAAGACCCACCACAGUUACGUUGCAGUUGGCCGACAGAUCAAUAAUGCAUCCAAAGGGAAAAAUAGAAUAUGUAUUUGUGCAAAUGAAUAAAUUCAUCUUCCCUGCUGACUUUAUCAUAUUGGAUUAUGAAGCUGACAUUGAGGUGCCAAUCAUCUUGGGUCGCUCGUUUCUCGCAACAGGGCAAGCGCUGAUCGACGUACAGAAAGGAGAACUGACCAUAAGAAUCAACGAUCAACAAGUCAAGUUCAACGUUCUCAAUGCGUUGAAAUACCCAGGUGAUAUGGAAAACUGUCAGUAUGUUGGAGAACUGCAGGAAGAACAUUGGCACGAGUCUCGAGAAGAAUCAGAGGAAGAAGACUUUGGGAUUGGCGCAAUGUUGGAGGAGAAUUGCGUCGCAAUACAAACUGAACCAGAUUGGCACGAGUCUCGAGAAGACCCACCCAUGUUGGAGUUGAAGGCGUUACUAGUGCACCUCAAAUAUGUUUACUUAGGAGGCAAUAACACUUUACCAGUUAUAAUCUCUGCCUCCCUGAGCAAAGAAAAGGAGGAAGCACUUAUUCAGAUCCUUAAGAACAACGCAAAAGCUUUGGGAUGGACCUUAGUGGACAUUCGAGGGAUCAACCCCUCGUAUUGUAUGCAUAAGAUUCGUCUUGAAGAAGGAAAAAUAGGAUCCAUAGAGAGGUAG